AUGUCGGUGGCUUUCGUACCGGACUGGCUGAGAGGGAAGGCAGAAGUCAAUCAGGAGACCAUCCAGCGGCUCCUGGAGGAGAAUGACCAGCUGAUCCGCUGUAUCGUGGAAUAUCAGAACAAAGGCCGGGCGAAUGAGUGCGUCCAGUACCAGCAUGUGUUACACAGAAAUCUCAUUUAUUUGGCUACCAUUGCAGAUGCCAACCCAACCAGUGCUUCAAAAGCAAUGGAAUAG
Messenger RNA from Rangifer tarandus platyrhynchus (Svalbard reindeer), 234 nucleotides. The record is from the annotation of a GenBank genome assembly. Lineage: Eukaryota; Metazoa; Chordata; Mammalia; Artiodactyla; Cervidae.